This is a messenger RNA of Durio zibethinus, 2320 nucleotides long. The record is from RefSeq and is a predicted model, not a curated record. NCBI's taxonomy places the organism in Eukaryota, Viridiplantae, Streptophyta, Magnoliopsida, Malvales, Malvaceae.
AUAUUAGGGGAGGGGGGGUGUGGAAGGCAUACUUGCUUGAUACUUCAAAGAAACAGAAAGGAUAUUUUUUCAUCCAAAUAAAAAUGGGUCACCAUUCUUGCUGCAAUCAACAAAAGGUUAAGAGAGGCCUUUGGUCCCCUGAGGAAGAUGAAAAGCUCAUUCGAUACAUCACCACUCAUGGCUAUGGGUGUUGGAGUGAAGUCCCUGAGAAAGCUGGUCUUCAGAGAUGUGGGAAAAGUUGUCGCUUGAGAUGGAUUAAUUAUUUGAGGCCUGAUAUUAGAAGAGGGAGGUUUACUCCUGAGGAAGAGAAGUUGAUUAUUAGCCUUCAUGGGGUUGUAGGGAACAGAUGGGCUCACAUCGCAAGUCACUUGCCUGGAAGAACAGACAAUGAGAUAAAGAACUACUGGAAUUCAUGGAUCAAGAAGAAGAUACGAAAGCCUUCAGCUCCUCCAACUAACACUGCUCCCUGUACCGAUCAGCAUUCCCAGAUAAAUUAUGCCUCAAAUCAACUAGAGUUAGUAAAUCAAGACUUGACCACAAGGGCAGUAGUACCUACUCAAGAAACCCUAUUUUCUUCUCCAGGCGCCCCGUUAUUUAUGUUUGACACAACUCCAAUUGAUGGGAUUCAAGAUGCUAAUGUAAGAGGGGAGCUUUUCAUUGAAUCAGCUAAUAUAAACACUACUGAGACUUGGAAUCUCAAUCAGCAUCAAGUUCAAGCAUUUCCUCCUUCAACUUCGUUCACAACCGGUAUGGAUACAAAUAAUUAUUUGCCACCAUUGGUAGAGAACAUGGAAAUCAACAUUGCGCCUAUUGAAGUCCAAUCUUGUACUGGCAUAGAUGAGGAAGGAGAAAUGACACUUGAGUGCUUGCAGAGGCAGCAGCAGGAGUUGAAUGCAUGGGUUGAAUCCCAGCAGUGUUCAAACUUUCUGUUCUGGGAUAACAUUGAAGGACAACUUAGUGGGGAAGCAAUGCCACCAACUUCAUCAAAUAUGGGAACUACACUAUCUUCGUUCCCUUCUGCUUUUGAAAAAAACAGUUUGUUUUUCUUUUCCUUUCUCCUUUUUGCAUCUUUAUUGGUCAUAAGCUUCUGCAUACGUAAUAUUACAAGGUACUGUUAUUUGGUUUGUCUAGUUUUCAUGAUCACUGAGUGGUCUACUGGUCUUCCCGAUGAAUUAUUACUUCCUGAUCACUUGAUGAAAUCAUCACUAAAGAAGGGAAAAAUGAGUAAUAAGAAGAGUGAACUGAUCAUGCAGCAAGGACAUAUAUAUAGAAAGAGAGUUUUAUUUGAGUUAUUGAUUAUUGUCUCCGCUGUGCUGGACCUUUCUCCUCUUGUGAAGCAACCGGCAAGAAUAUUAUGUCACAUUGCCAAUUCAAGAAUUACAAUUAAUUGUUUGGAUUUUCAAGAUAAAAUGAUCAAGGUUAGAGCUAGCUUAAAUGCCCAAACUUUAGAAAAUUGGUUUAAUGUUGGUUUCUCUGUUAUAUGCGAUAAGAGAGCAGAGGGAAAAAGCCUCCUUUCUCAGCAGACACUCUUCGCCGCCGUCCCUUAUCUCAUCGCAAUCAUGAUCAUCCCAGAAAAGAACCGCCGCGAGAUCUCCAAGUACCUCUUUCAAGAGGGUGUUUGCUAUGCAAAGAAAGAUUACAACUUGGCAAAGCACCCGGAAAUCGAUGUUCCAAAUCUUCAAGUAAUAAAGCUGAUGCAAAGCUUCAAGUCGAAGGAAUACGUGCGUGAAACUUUUGCUUGGAUGCAUUAUUACUGGUACCUUACCAAUGAUGGCAUUGAGUUCCUAAGGACUUACCUUAAUCUUCCUUCUGAGAUUGUUCCCGCUACUUUGAAGAAACAAACCAAGCCUGCUGGUCGUCCCAUGGGGCCUCCUGGUGACCGUCCACGUGGUCCACCACGCUUUGGUGACGGUGAGAGGAGAUUUGGUGACAGAGAUGGCUACCGUGGAGGUCCACGAGGAGGAGGUGAUUUUGGUGACAAGGGAGGAGCCCCUGCUGAUUAUCAGCCUUCAUUCAGGGGCCCUGGUUCAAGGCCUGCCUUUGGUCGUGGAGGUGGUGGUUAUGGUGGUGCUGGACCUGCGGGUGGUGCAGGUCUUCCUUGAGCGGGAUGAUUUUUCAUGAGAGUUUUGUCAGUUUAGGUUUAUUGGCAAUUGGAAUUAAUAUUACCUGUCUUAUGCUUCAACGUAUGAUAAUUGUAGUUGUUUGAUGGUUAUAAAUUAUUGCUUCUCCUUGGUUCAUUUAAUGGGGAAUCUAGAAACAAUGUUUUCUUUGCCCUAAUCAAUAUGCACAGUUUGUGGUGUUUGUUGCACUAAGUGCUUGA